Messenger RNA from Ruditapes philippinarum (Manila clam), 5496 nucleotides. Its product is annotated as CD2-associated protein-like. Lineage: Eukaryota; Metazoa; Mollusca; Bivalvia; Venerida; Veneridae. The coding region runs from base 112 to 5448 and encodes 1778 amino acids. The transcript has 10 exons. Gene Ontology annotation, molecular function: protein binding. The record is from RefSeq and is a predicted model, not a curated record.
CGCUGAUGUCCGAAUAUUGGUCACGUGAUUAUCCGCCAUAUUGUGGUGGAGGAAGCUGCAAAAAUUUUUUACUGACAUUUUUCAUGAAAUCAAGAACUUCUUGGCCUCAACAUGGAGGUGGAAGUGGAAUACAAUUAUGAGGCUGAACAGUCCGAUGAGCUGUCAAUAAAAGUUGGGGACAUUAUCAAGAAUGUUACCAUAUCGGAGGGAGGCUGGUGGGAGGGAGAGCUUAAUGGCAAGAAAGGAAUGUUUCCUGACAAUUUUGUCAAGGUUAUUAAAGAUAAAGAUGCAAAGAAGGAUGAAGGAAAGAAAAAAGAUGUGCAAGCAUCAAAGAGACAGUCAGUGAAAGACCUGGCUAACAAGCUUAAAGGCCAGGUACAUGAAGGUGCUCCACCUAUGAUGAGGAGAAAAGCAGAACCUCCAGCGAAGAAAAAGAAAGCAAAAGUAGUCUAUUCUUAUGAGCCUGAAAAUGAUGAUGAACUUAAACUAGAAGUUGGAGAUGUUUUAGAUGUUAUUAAACAGGAGGAGGAAGGCUGGUGGGAAGGAAUAUUGAAUGGUAAACAGGGUAUGUUUCCAUCCAACUUUGUUGAAAUUGUAGAUGAAGCUGGAGAAUCACCAUCUCCUGAAAAUGCAGACAAAUUUGAAAAUACUGAGGAGCAUGUGAUCAAAGGGAAAAAAAUACAGGGUGUUGGUCUAGGAAAUAUAUUUGGGGAUGGUCCUAUCAAGUUGAGAAGUACAGCAGGCAAGAAACCUGGUGAUAAACCUCUAGAGCCACCAAAGGCAGUAGAAAAUGACUCUGUGUAUCAAUUAGGAGGGCCAAUCUACAACCAGGCAGAAAAACGAGAAGACCCAGUGCAAAGACGACUCAAAGGUUUCAGAGAUGUAACAGAAGAAAUUAAUUCUGAGGAGUCCAAAAAAUCACAGUCAUCAUUGCAUGUAGCCAAGAAAGAUCUGAGCCUGGUUGAGAAACAUCGAAGGCUUUUUAAAAACAUUGACUGUUUAGAUAAUGAUAUUGAAUACUUUGAAAAUGAAGAUUUAUAUGUCUUAGAUAUGUCUGAUAAGAGUUCUGAUAAUUAUAAAGCUUCUAUUGAAGAAGACCUAUAUGAGUUUGAAAAUGUUGAUGUUAAUCCUGAUAAUAAUUUAGGUUGUGAUAGGCAUGAGCACAUUGAGAUAAAGCUUGCCUACCCAGAAGAGGAUUCAGAUGUAUCUGAUGACGGAAGUAAGGAUAUUGAUUUUAAUAAUAACAGAGAUGCAGGAGUUCAAGACUGGUCAAAUUAUCACUCCAGGAAUUUUUCAGAGAAAAGAGAAAGAGUUGGUAUGGGAGGAAAUUGCUCAGGUGAUUAUAAUGAAUCUCUCAAGUCAAUAUUAGAUGACCUUGACAACUGCCUUGAUGAAAGUGAUAAAAACGAGGAUGAUAUUUUGACUGAAGUCCAAGUAGAUAAAGAACAAGAUGAAGAUAUACAUGACAAAAGUAUACUCUCAGCGUUAAUACAUGAUGACGUUGAACCUCCAGAGCUGGAAAUAAAGGCUUCAAAACCUAGACAGUAUAAUGAAAAGUUACAGACUUUGAAUUGUUGGAAGCACACUGAACUAACACCACCUGAAAGGGUAAGUUUUUGUAGAGCUGUAGACAGUGUUCUUGUCACAAAGAAGAGACUAAUAGAUUCUUCAGAGAAGUUACCUCACCAAACACCUCUCCAUUUUUAUCGUUUUAAGGAGUAUGGUGACAUGGAAAAAGCUGCCAGAGCCUUAAAUUAUGCAGCAGGAGAUCUUGGAGCAUCAGAUUUUAUGAAAUUCAGUGUAGUUACAGAUGAUAAUGGUUCUACUUCUGUGGUUGCUAAACCAUUUCAAGUGCCUAAACAUACUGUUCCAAAUAUCCAACAUACACCUACUCCAGAUAUCCCACAUACACCAACUCCAGAUAUUCCACAUACACAUACAGUUCAGGAUGUAAAAGCAACUCAUUCUAAAUCUCCAAAGACAUACUUUGCUUCUUUGAACAGAUCUGGUCAUCUCUCUCCAUUCAUUAAAUCCAUCGCAGAAAAGUAUGAAUUGUUUCAGUCAGGGAAACCUCACUUUAAGAAAAUAGAAGUUGAAGACUUUCAGAAAGAAGAUCUUGAAGAGUCCUACACCAUGAGUUUGUUGAGCCAUCAGCCAGAUAUCAGUUUAGAUGAUGUACGUUUUACUGAGGGUAAAGAUUUGUUAAAUGAUAGUAAUGAUCUGACAGAUCCUUUGGUGAAUCAGAUGGUGAAUAAUUAUGUUUAUGAUGUCAUAGCUGGUGGACAUGCUGCUCUGGGAUUAAACGGAUCAAAGUUUGACGAAGCAGGCGUAGUAACAGAUCUGAAUGGUAAUCUCAAGACUGACGAUGAUAUCUCUAUGGCAGUAUGUGUCGAUGAAAAUUCAGUGAGAAUAGUGAAUUCAAAAGAGGAUCUUGAUGAUAACUCAAUGCAGAUUUUAGAGUCAAGUACACUUCUUUGUAUGACAGAAGGUGAGGAUUUUUGCAAUGUUGAAAAGAAUAAAGAUCAAGGCAUCCAGUGGCACAGCAAAUUACGCAAAGAGUAUAAUUACAAAGACAUUCAAGACAAGUACCAAAAAGAAAAUAGAUUACAUAUUGACAAAUCAUUUUCGUCAUUUCAGGCAGAUAAGCAAUUUUUUAGGAGGAGGAAUGCUCUUAAAACACCCCCAAAACCUUACCAGAAGUUUAGAAGUCAUGGCUCUUUAUCUAGGAAGGAACCAGAAAGUGAUUUUGCAAGACAUUCAUCUAGCUAUUGCAGAAUACCAUUUAGCUCUAACAUGCAAACAUUUUGGUUUUGUAAAGAUUUUGAAGAAUCUCCAAAGUCUGAAAAUGUUUGCUUGACAAAAGUAAGAUCCCCAAAGAGAACAUGCAGUGAAAUUUCAGAGUCUGUACCAUCCCUGCUAGAUAUUGCAGAAAAAAACUGCCUGGAAGAGUUCAAAGGAAAAAUUGAGGCUUUUAAAGCAGAGUUCCCACAUUUAUCAACUUGUCCACUGUCUCUUGAUAAUAAGUCUCCUGCUAAAAAACGAAGAAAGAGAACAACAGAGCAAGCAAUAGCAGACUACCUUUACAGACAUCCUGAUUCAAAUCUGAACUCCAACUGGAAUGCAUUGGUACAGUUACCAUAUAUUGAAGACAACAGUAACAGUGUAGAAACUUUCUUUAAAAGUAAUUUAGAUGAUGCUCUAGAUGAUAAAAGCUCUUGUAAAAAUGUAGGUACCACUGACAUUGUUGCCUCCCCAGGAAAUUUGGACCUGCAACAUCACAAAGAUCAGAAGUCAGGUAGUGAAAGAGAAGGGAGUUGUAAAAAGUAUGAUUUACUAAUCAGACAGCCAGUUAGCACUUCAAAUUUAGAUAGUAAACCAUCACAGAAUGGCACUUAUUGUUUUAAAGACAAACUGUAUUCAUUUAAUAAUUCAUUGAAUAAUAUUGUAAAUAACAAGAAAAACAGCUACUGUCCUCAGUCAACCACCAGUUUUACAAAAGAAAGUCCUGUAAAGUUGGUGCGAUUUCAGAAAAUGGAUGAAGAAUUUAUUCCUGACUACUUAAGAUUGACUAAUAGGUCAAAACCGACAAAAUGCCAAACAAAAAAUGCAACAAAACAGGCUAGAAAAAGACUGGAUAUGUUAGAUUUCUUUGAUCAGUACACAAAGAACACACUACAGCAACCAUGUCAAAAUAAAAGUGAAGUUAAAUGUAUGCAAGAUGAUGAUGAGACAGUAAAAGUGAGUCGAAAUUGUCUUAUAUUGGCUAGUCUUGGGUUCAAAGAUUUUGAAGUUAGAAAUGCUGUAGACACGCACAUGAAAACAACAGAUGAUGCAGUGAAUGGAGAAGCUGAUGUCUCUGAUAUGUUAGAGUCUAGAAACAAAAUGUAUUCUGCAAUGUCAAAAGCAGUGGAGUCCUGUUCAGAACAAAUGGAGAAGGAGAAAGUAACACAGUUUGACAGUAUGAAUAGAAUAGAAAGUAGAAUAGGGACAGACCAGGAUUUUAGUAGAAAUGAGGAGGGCUGUGAUGUUACACCUGAUGUAGAUGCUUUAAUGAAUGAUUUAAAAGAUUUGGACCUAUCUGACACCCCACAGUAUGUACACAAUGAGACAGAGGAUACCGAAAUGCAUGCAUUCCUUAAAGAAGCUCUUGGAUCUCUUGAUGAUUUAAUGACUGCAAGUUUCACUUCAACAGGAUCAGUUACUGCUGCGGACAAUAAACACUUGCAGGAUGCCAGUAUCCAAGUCAAUGAUGGAUUCAACAAUACAGUUGAGAUUCAGAAUGAUUCUGUGUUAAAUGUUGUUGGUAAAAGAUGUUUUCUUCAUGAGUCUGAAGAUGUGUUCUGUGAAAAUAUACAAGGUGAUGAUGAGGGUGAUGACGAAUGUGUGGAAAUCUUUAAUGACCCAGUACUCACAAUUGUUGGCAAGAAAUGUGUAAUUCAUAAGGCUGAUUACUUCUUAGAUAAUUCAGCAGGAUUUCCAGAUGGACCAAGUCCACCAAAACUCUAUAAGAGAGAAAAGAAGAUUGGAAAUAGAUUUGAUAAUGAUGGAUUGAAAGGAUGUGGAGACAGAUUGGUGGAUAUUGAGGAAAAUGUUACAGAAGAAAGCUUUGACAGGUCUCUUAUUCACAAGGCUACUCAGUCAAGUCCUCAAGAGAAAAAUAUCUCAACCCAGACAAUAGAAUGCUCAAUACUUGACACAAGUGUGGAAACAGCUACACAGACUGAGAUGGGAGACACAUUUCCUGAACAAAAUGUAUCAGAUGAUGACUCUAGUUGUUCCAUCAAAGAUAAUACUUCAGUAGAUUAUGAUGAAGCAUAUGAUGUGGAUGGGAACAAGAUUGAUGAUUGCAAGGCUGCUGUAGUAGUAGAUUCCUACUAUGUCUAUGAAAGGCAGCCAUCCUACUUUUGUGCAAGUUCCUCAGUUGCAUAUUACCAUACUGUAGGAGAGUUGAAGAAUGACUACAGUGAUGAAGAGGAGGAAACCCAAAUAUACAAAGAUAUUCCAUUGUUCAAGAUAAGUCCUAUUGCAGAUAUUGAAAAUAAAACUAUGUCUAAACAAGAUGUUUGUAGUACUGACCUUUCUUUUGAGUCUCCAGAUGUCAAUUUUGAUUUUGAAGUGUCAAAGUUUCUGGAAGAAAUGGAUAGUUUGAGCGAUGAUGAGCUGAAUAGAACAAGAGGCUCCAGUCUUGAUACUGAUCUUACAGUUGGGAAUGAAUCUAAUGCCAUUAAUAGUGAUCAGGGUAUAAAACAAGGAGGCCAAGGUGUAACAGAUGAUGUAGAAGAUAUCCAGUCAAGGAUGCAGGAUUCAGGGAAGUGGUUACAGGAAUUCAUGGUGGCAAGUAAAGCUAAUGUAGUAGAAACAGAAGGUCAAUGUCAUCAGUCCCCUCUCACUGAUCAUCUUCCAGCUGAGUUUGAAGAGAAAGUUUCAUUUUACCCUGGCUACAAAUAAUUGGAACUCCUCAGUAAAUAUGCUAUACAGCUUUACCUAAAGUUCAAU